GACCACUCAGUCCUCCCAUAUUGUGUCUUUCUCCGACCACCAUUUCGUUUACAGAGGCUAAGGCCGGGUGUUGAAGGCAGUGGUCACUUUCCUUUUUCAAUUGGACCACUUCACUGACAAACUCUUGAAUGAGACAAACGUUAGGAGGAGAAGUAUAUAAUAGGUAAACGCAGCACAAUCAAGAAUUUCCCCCCAAUCUCUGCUUCAGCACACGACACGCCAGUUGACUUUUUUUUCUUCCCCGCAUCGCUCAGCUCAGCUGUCGCAAAGAAAACACAGAGCGUGCCAUAGAGCGAAGAAACAAUGAGUACUGCUUCCUCUCAGAAAGUCGUGCUGAAAAGCACCACCAAGGUGUCCUUGAAUGAGCGCUUCACUAACAUGCUGAAGAACAAGCAGCCUCCACCAGUCAACAUCAGAGCCACCAUGCAGCAGCAGCACAUGGCCAGUGCCCGCAAUCGCCGGCUGGCCCAGCAGAUGGAGAAUAGGCCCUCUGUGCAGGCAGCCUUGCAACAUAAACAGAGUCUGAAACAACGGCUAGGCAAGAGCAACAUCCAGGCACGGCUGGGGCGACCUGUUGGGGCUUUGAGGGGUGUUCCAGGAGGGCGAGGAUUCCCAGUAGCAGGGCUGCGAGGGAUAACGCGAGGGGGACUCAGAGGCCGUGGUGGCCGUGGGGCAUCCACAAGGGGAGUCAUGUCCUUAAGAGGAUUGGGUCAGGCUCGUGGGCGAGGCAGCCCUGUCCGACUGGGACUACGUCGUGGCAUGAGGCAGCGAGGGGGAGUAGUUGGCCGUGGAGGGGCUCUGAUUGGCCGAGGAGCACGUGGAAGUCUUGGAGGAAAAGGUCGAGGUGGAGUAGUGGCACGAGGUCGUGGUGCAUUUGGUGGCAGAGGACGUAGCCGCGGACGGGGAAGGGGGGUUGGCCGCCCUCCAGUCACUCGGGAGCAGCUGGACAACCAGCUGGAUGCCUACAUGUCCAAGACCAAGGGCCACUUGGAUGCCGAACUGGAUGCCUACAUGGCUCAGACAGACCCUGAUAGCAUGGAGUAGAGUGACCUUAAUCCCAUCCAAAGACUUGGUGACAUGUGAACUUGCCUUCAGUAUGUAUUCAGAUUUGAAUACAGCUUAACUUCACUCUGACAGCCUGGCAUUCUGAGUGGUUAUUAGGGCAAGUGUUCUCUGACCAACUCAUGUACAUGCUGCCAAGCAACUAUGGUCACUGUGACAGGAAAUUAGAAGGAAACUUGCACAAGUGCAUGCUUACAUAUUUGGCAAGGUCACUGGUGAUCUGGUUUGGAGUGACUUGUUUUCUGACUGCAUAACCUUGUUGAGCAUACUGUUUGGCUUUGGUGCCUACAUGUGGUCAAGGAAGUCAUGCUGUCAUAGAAAUUUUUUUGUAAUGAUUCUUUAAAAUUUGAUUAGUUUCAUGGGUGUUCAGAACACGCAUCCAAUAUCUUUGGUGUGCUUGAGUGGGUGCUUGUCUGUCAUUCGGACAUCUUCAUUUAAUAGCGUGCUCUGGUUUCAGAAUUUUGCUACCUGCAAUACAUAAGGAUUGGCAACUUCAGUCUGCAGGAGAAUGGAACCCUCAGAUAAAAGCCAUUAUACUUAUGGCAGUUUAUUUGUGGAAUGAGUCCUUGGUAUGGUUUUUAAACUUUCAUUCUUUUAGGUUUUUCAAAAAAUGUCCUGUCCCCAGUGAACUGAAAGCAAUAUGUACUCAUUUCAUUGUGUGGGAAAACUCCAAACCAGGUAUUACCUUCCAGACCACGAAUUGCAUUAUGUUCUUGAAGGCAGGCAGUAUAUAUGUGGUAUGGAGAAAAAAAAAAAAAAAACUUUAAAGCACGGGAUUAAUUUGAAAUGACUUAUGUAAAAGUUUUUCGGAAAGCUCUGCAGACAUGUUUAUUUCUUAGUUUUAAAAAUUGAAUGUGGGUGGAAGUCAUUUCUGUAUAACAAAUCUGCAGAUCUCCAAAUUAUGUGGAUUCAUUACUGUGAUACAUAUAACCAUAUAUUAGAAAUGGUCAAAAUGUGGAAAAUUAAGUAUCUCUAAAU
This is a messenger RNA of Scleropages formosus (Asian bonytongue), 2040 nucleotides long. RefSeq names its product chromatin target of PRMT1 protein-like. Lineage: Eukaryota; Metazoa; Chordata; Actinopteri; Osteoglossiformes; Osteoglossidae. Bases 304 to 1044 code for a protein of 246 amino acids. The record is from RefSeq and is a predicted model, not a curated record. The transcript is spliced from 6 exons.